GAGAAGAUUUCUGGGAGUGGGGAGGGUAGGAAGAUGGCGGCUCCCAGCGUUAGGGGAGCGAGACCCGGGCCCGAGGCGGCGGCAGCGACGGUGGCUGCUGAGCCGAGCGGGAUGAUGGUGCUGCCGGGGUUCAAGGACGCGGACAGCUUCGUGAAGUUUGCUCUUGGUUCUGUACUGGCUGCUACAAAAGCUUCCAAUGGGCUGCCACAGGCUGGAGAUGAGUAUGAUUUUUACCGAAGUUUUCCUGGCUUCCGGGCAUUUUGUGAAACACAAGGAGAGAGGUUACUUCAAUGCAUGAGUAAGGUCAUGCAGUACCAAGGCUGUCGUAGCCACAUUAAGGACCGCAGCAAAGUGACUGAACUGGAGGACAAGUUCGAUUUGCUGGUUGAUUCCAACGAUGUUAUUCUUGAAAGAGUGGGUAUUCUCUUAGACGAAGCAUCAGGAGUAAAUAAGAAUCAGCAGCCUAUCCUCCCUGCGGGAAUGCAGGUCCCCAAGACAAUAGUGUCCAGCUGGAAUCGUAAGGCAGGAGAGUAUAACAAGAAAAAAAAGUCUGAAACUUUCCGACUGCUUCAUGCCAAGAACAUCGUUCGACCUCAGCUGAAGUUUCGAGAAAAAGUGGAUAAUUCCAACACACCUUUUGUCCCCAAAAUCUUCAUCAAGCCCAAUGCUCAGAAACCUCUGGCUCAGGCACUCACCAAAGAGAGACGUGAGCGACAAGAACGCCCUGAGGAUUUGGAUGUGCCACCUGCCUUAGCAGAUUUUCUCUAUCAGCAGAGAACUCAGCAGAUUGAGCAGGAUAUGUUUGCUCAUCCCUAUCAGUAUGAAUUGGAUCACUUUACACCACCAGAUGCAGUCCUUCAGAAGCCACAGAUUCAGAUGCACAGAUCUGUAGAAGAAACACCCUGCCAUUUUGUAUCCACCCUCGAUCAACUUGUGGAACUCAGUGAAAAACUCCUGAGCUGUAAAGAAUUCAGUGUAGAUUUGGAGCACCACUCUUACAGGAGCUUUCUGGGCUUGACGUGCCUGCUGCAGAUUUCCACCCGGACAGAGGACUUCAUUAUUGACACCCUGGAACUUCGAAGUGACCUGUAUAUUCUCAAUGAGAGCUUCACUGAUCCAGCCAUUGUAAAGGUAUUCCAUGGUGCUGAUAUGGACAUUGAAUGGUUACAGAAAGACUUUGGACUGUAUGUGGUGAACAUGUUUGAUACGCACCAGGCAGCUCGCAUUCUUAACCUUGGCAGGCAUUCACUGGAUCACUUACUGAAACUCUACUGCAAUGUGGAAACAAACAAACAGUAUCAGUUGGCCGACUGGAGGAUACGACCUUUACCUGAGGAAAUGUUUAACUAUGCACGCCAUGACACCCAUUACCUCCUCUACAUUUAUGAUAAGAUGCGUUCAGACCUGUGGGAGCGAGCAAACGGGCAGCCAGCUCACUUGCAGGUGGUGUGGCAGCGGAGCAAGGACAUUUGCCUCAAGAGGUUCAUCAAACCGAUUUUCACCGAAGAUUCAUACCUCGAGCUGUACAGAAAACAGAAGAAGCAUCUCAAUACCCAGCAGCUCACAGCCUUUCAGUUGCUCUAUUCUUGGAGGGACAGAACAGCCCGGAGGGAGGAUGAGAGUUAUGGCUAUGUCCUGCCCAACCACAUGAUGCUGAAGAUAGCUGAGGAGCUGCCCAAGGAACCUCAGGGUAUUAUUGCUUGCUGCAACCCUGUACCUCCUCUCGUGCGGCAGCAAAUCAAUGAAAUGCACCUUCUAAUCCAGCAGGCCCGAGAAAUGCCUCUGCUCAAGUCUGAAGUUGCAUCUGGAGGGAAGAAGAGCAGACCCCAGCCUGCUCCUGAGAGAAUGGAAAAUGCCUUAUUUGGACCUCAUGAUUAUUCCCGUGCUCCUCCAGAUGAUUAUCUAAAUGUCGCAGCCACAGGACCUGGGCCACUUCAGAAAAAGGCAACCCUCUUCUCUGACAAAGAUGAAAAUGAGACCUUAUCAGAUGUUGGCUGCCUUAUUGCUACGGCAGUCAUCACCUUAUUCAGUGAGCCUAGCGCUGACGAGGAGAGUGGAGGGAGGCUAACCACAGCACAGAAGAAGGCGCAGACCAUCAUGGAGUCCUUCGAGAAUCCAUUCAGGAUGUAUCUCCCCUCAGAACAUAGCCGUGCCUACGUCUCACAGUCGGCCAAGUUUGACCCAAUGUCGAAAAUCUAUGAAAUCAGCAAUCGUUGGAAGCUGGCCAGCCAGGUACAGAUCAAAAAAGAGACCCAGGAAGCACUGAGAAAGAAAGCUGAGCAGACAGCUGCCCGAGAAGAGGCGAAGCAAGAGUAUAAAGCCGCCGUCGAGCAGGUCAUCUCGGUCCGGCAGCAGGCUGCGCUAGAAAAUGCUCCUAAGAAGAGGGAAAGGAUGGGGAGCGACCCUGGGAGCCUGGAACCAAAACAAGAGAAGAAGAAGCUCAAAGCUUCCCAGCAGCCCCCAGAGCAGGAGCCACCCAAGGAGUUUACCCCGUAUGACUACAGCAAGUCAGACCUCAGAGUGUUUGCUGCAAAUAGCAAAGCCAAACAGUCAGCCCAGUUUGAUCCCAAUACACCGGACCCAGCUGUCAAGAAAUGUGCUACUGUCGGCAAACCUAAGCAGCCACCAGGAAACAGAAGCAAGUCUUUUGUGUCUGGAAAAUCAGAAAGAGGCUUCAGGUACAGCUGGCCAAAGAGAUAGUGUUUGCACCCCCGAGAACAGAAGAGGAGCAGCUGGGGCCCAGAGAGAGGGCUGCGGGCCAGGCGCAGAGGGUGCUGCUCUGUACGGACCUCUGGUUGAAAUAUUAAACCAAGAAUUCUUACUGGAAGGAAGCCAGCUCUUUUUCCUUUCCUUGUCAGCAGAGACUUUGGGAUAUUAGCCAUCAUGGACCCAGCACAUGAUGCCCAGAUCACCAACACCAUGGCACACUUAGCCGCCUGGGAAGAGGGCGAGGGGGGCACUCCUGGGCAGCCACUGAGUUCAGCAGGUCACUGGCCUUGAGGCCGUAGAAGGACGAGGCCUCCUCUGUUCUCCAGCUUUAGGGCCCCAGAUUUUCAGCCGGAUAACACCGUGGAGUGGUCAUAUCUGCUGCCCAGCGCAGGAAGACUGCUCUUGCUCCAGGCAGCAGCAGCCAGGCUCGCCUGGCCCACAGAGAGUGUCCUGGCUGGGCAUACGCUUCACCCUGACCCAGAAGAGCGUGUCACCAUUGGCGGGGCCCUUGUGGCUGUCCUGAGCCACCUGCCAUGGGAGGGGCCUGUGUAAUGGCACAGGGGUGUGUGGUCCUGGCAGUCUUGGCUCCCUGAACUGCUCUGCUCUCUGGCCUCCGUCUGCAGCCCUUCCUUUGGGAAGGUAAUAGCUCCGACUGCUGCUCGAAGGCCGCUUUUGGUACCUGUUUUCUGAGAGCUGAGUUGGCUCAGGGAUGAUCCCAGAGGUCCUCUCACUGGCCCCCUGAUGUUCCUGACUCCCACACACUGGGAACCUGUUAUCACUGACUAUUAAGCCCGGGCUAGAAGCAGCUGCUCAGCUGGCUGCAAUGCUUGGGCCAGGAGCUGAAAUCUCAGUGGUUCCAUCGCUUAAUAAAACAUUUUUUUUAAAGUAAACA
This is a messenger RNA of Dromiciops gliroides (monito del monte), 3601 nucleotides long. RefSeq names its product exosome component 10 (gene EXOSC10). The coding region runs from base 34 to 2700 and encodes 888 amino acids. NCBI's taxonomy places the organism in Eukaryota, Metazoa, Chordata, Mammalia, Microbiotheria, Microbiotheriidae. The transcript has 25 exons. Gene Ontology annotation, biological process: TRAMP-dependent tRNA surveillance pathway; poly(A)-dependent snoRNA 3'-end processing; nuclear polyadenylation-dependent rRNA catabolic process. The record is from RefSeq and is a predicted model, not a curated record. Gene Ontology annotation, molecular function: nucleotide binding; 3'-5'-RNA exonuclease activity; nucleic acid binding. Gene Ontology annotation, cellular component: nuclear exosome (RNase complex); nucleolus.